AGCUUUCUACCCACAAAAAUAUCGUCUACCAGUGGCUGCUGAGGGAACUUGCCCCACUUUACCUGUGGCAAAAAGGACCAGCCACCUUCAAACAGCAGCCUCCAGCAUCACUUCAGGACCCUAGGAAUACUGGCCUUUUUUUCCACACAAAUGAGCUCAGGACUACAGAUUCUCCCCUGCCUGAUCCUAAUCCUCCUUGUCUGGAACCAAGUGCCAGGGCUCCAGGGUCAAGAGUUCCGAUUUGGAUCUUGUCGUGUGGAAGGGGUGGUUCUCUCAGAACUGUGGGAAGCCUUCUGGACUGUGAAGAACACUGUGCAAACUCAGGAUGACAUCACAAGUGUUCGUCUGUUGAAGCCACAGGUCCUGCAGAAUGUCUCGGAUGCUGAGAGCUGUUACCUUGUCCACAGUCUGCUGAACUUCUACUUGAACACUGUUUUCAAAAACUACCACAGCAGAAUAGCCAAAUUCAAGAUCUUGAAGUCAUUCUCCACCUUGGCCAACAACUUUAUUGUUAUCGUGUCAAAACUGCAGCCCAGUAGGGACAGUGACAUGGCUUCUAUUAGUCAGAGUGCGCAUCAGCGGUUUUUGGUGUUCCGAAGAGCAUUCAAACAGGUGUCAUCUCUGGCCCUUUGCCUACUACUCAGUGGCCUCUUUGUCCUCACCUUGGAAACAAACACAUGGGGUACAAGUGAUGGGUGGAUCCAUUUACCAGAGGUCAUUCCACAGGUGAUGCAGCUAAUUUGGAGGCAGGUCUAUUUCAGGCAAGCCAGGUUGGAAGAAAACUAUUGUCAUAGUUAACAUACCUGACCAUUUGCCGCAGAUAGACACAGAAACAGCCUUGGUGAAAGCCUUUGGGGAAGUGGACAUCCUCCUGUCCUGGAUACAAAAAUUCUACCGGCUCUGACUGUCAAUCAAGAUAACUUCAUCAUUUGUUCCCCAUGCCAUUUCAAGCCAUUGUGCUAUCCUCAGGGCACUUCAGACUUUUGGCCAUGGACCCCAUUGUUGGCUCAGCCUUCUCUUCAGACUUUAUUCUUCAUCAGACCAAAUGACAGUGAUGGGAGGCACCUUUGAAUGCUGUGACUAAUUCACAAAGUGGAUUUGCAUAUUUAUUACAACUCAGUGGAAACCAUAUUUAUU
Molecule: messenger RNA, 1137 nt
Organism: Meriones unguiculatus (Mongolian gerbil)
Lineage: Eukaryota; Metazoa; Chordata; Mammalia; Rodentia; Muridae
Gene: Il24
Product: interleukin 24
Exons: 6
Coding region: 151-798 (215 amino acids)
Source: RefSeq, a predicted model, not a curated record